GCUGACAUCACCGGGAAGGUUCGCCUCGAGCGCCGAGAGCGGACAUGUUUUUCUUUUCUUCAUCACCAGCAUUGAGCUGGCGUUUUCCUUCGCCAUCGCUGUAUAUAUAUUAUCUUAUCCUACUAUGAUUAUCCUACUGUGUCCACCAUUAUUAUCUUUAAUUGAGACUUAGGUCAUUGUCCCCGAUAGACCAUUCUCACCAUGUCCUCUGUGCAUGUAAAUGGGAGUACCGGAACAGGCAUCCUACGACCACGCGCAGUGCGGCCAAAACAUCAGAGCGAAGACCAUCAUCUUACCCCCUCUGCGAGCGUAGAUAGAUUAUCCUUCGAUAUAUCAAGUGGCCGGUCCACCCCUAUUCCGGAAGAUGCUCCCCCAUCCGUACAAUCAAUAUCAUGCGCAAGGAAGCAGAUACGAGCCCAGGCAAGUCAAAGGUUGUUCUACUCAAUCGAUUACAAACCUAGGGUAUCUCAUUUCGACCCUGAUAGCGAUUAUCGAGAUUUCCACGGCUUCUUCUCCCUUUUUUGGGUUAGCUUGUUUAUCAUGGUCAUGACCACGGUUGUGCGAAAUAUAAAAGACACUGGCUACCCAUUACGGGUACAAGUGUGGUCACUGCUGUCAGCGAACGUUUGGCAACUGGCCCUGUGUGAUAUUGUUAUGGUUUCGAGUACCGCACUAUCUCUUCCGCUCCAUUUAGUAAUCAGGCAAAGUCAAGGUUGGCUAAGAUGGCUAAACGGAGGAAUGAUAUUGCAAAGUUGCUUUCAGAUCGCAUGGCUCACUUUAUGGGUGGCCUUGCCAUUCCAGCUUAAAUGGGCUUGGACUGCUCAGGUGUUCUUUAUCCUACACACAUUAACUCUUUUGAUGAAAAUGCAUUCCUACGCCUUCUACAACGGACAUUUGAGCGAGACAGAACAUCGCUUAAACGGUUUGGAUAAGCCGGAGGCCAGUUCACUCUCUGCAGCUGUUCGUUAUCCACGGUCCGAGAGUCAAACAAUGGAAGAGAGUACGGAAUCAGAUAACGCAAAGGAGGAUGAAUCCCAGCAAUCGCUUUCUAAACUCCGCUCAGAUCUUGCAAUGGAAUUAACUUCUCCUCUCGGUCAAGUCUCAUACCCCCAGAACCUGACCGUGUACAAUUAUGUGGAUUAUCUUCUCUGUCCAACGCUGUGCUACGAACUAGAAUAUCCACGUACGAAAGAAAUACGAUGGAUGGAGGUUUUCUUUAAAACAUUGGCUGUUUUUGGCUGUAUAUUCUUACUUACCCAUGUUAGCGAAGAGUUCAUCGUUCCAGUUCUAGACGAAUCUGCGGAAAGAAUGCAAGUCCUGAGCAGCAAAUCUGAGAAGGCUCUGGUCCUUGCAGAAGCUAUUAGCUUCCUGCUACUGCCUUUCAUGAUAACGUUUUUGUUGGUGUUUCUUGUCAUUUUCGAAUAUACCCUCAAUGCCUUUGCGGAAAUUACACGUUUUGCCGACCGCGAAUUUUACGCUGACUGGUGGAACUCUUGCGAUUGGCUGGAGUUCUCUAGGGAGUGGAAUAUCCCGGUCCACCAUUUCCUUCGGCGCCACGUUUAUUUCUCAUCUUUAACUCACUUUUCCAACUCCAAGGCCAUGUUCAUCACAUUCUUGGUGAGCUCCAUUGGACAUGAAUUGGUAAUGGCGUGUAUCACCAAGAAAAUUAGGGGGUAUGGCUUCCUUGCCAUGAUGAUGCAGCUGCCCAUCGUUGCCGUGCAGCGUUCGAAGUUUGUUAGGGGACGAAAAGUUCUUAAUAACGUUUGUUUUUGGGUUUCCAUGAUUAUCGGGCUCUCCCUUAUGUGCGCACUUUACGUCCUCGUCUAGAUACCCUCCAAAGUACCAUCUUAUUUUACGCCUAACGACCUAGGAAACCGCCAUGAUUGUAUUAUUCCGCUUGAAGUCACCAUAGAUGCCGGCUCACAAGCACUGUACAUGUAUAGCCAAGCCCGAAAAGCAAAUUGGAAUUUUUAUUUUUAUUUUUAUUUUAGAAAGGGGGUAAAAAACAGAAAGGAAAAAAGCUUAUAUCC
Blastomyces gilchristii SLH14081 is the source of this 2030-nucleotide messenger RNA. Its product is annotated as sterol O-acyltransferase. Gene Ontology annotation, cellular component: endoplasmic reticulum membrane. The record is from RefSeq and is a predicted model, not a curated record. The coding region runs from base 202 to 1827 and encodes 541 amino acids. The transcript has 6 exons. Gene Ontology annotation, molecular function: ergosterol O-acyltransferase activity. Lineage: Eukaryota; Fungi; Ascomycota; Eurotiomycetes; Onygenales; Ajellomycetaceae. Gene Ontology annotation, biological process: ergosterol metabolic process.